Messenger RNA from Coccinella septempunctata (seven-spotted ladybird), 624 nucleotides. RefSeq lists its product as uncharacterized. The transcript is spliced from 3 exons. The record is from RefSeq and is a predicted model, not a curated record. The coding region runs from base 125 to 532 and encodes 135 amino acids. Lineage: Eukaryota; Metazoa; Arthropoda; Insecta; Coleoptera; Coccinellidae.
AGUAAACCGAUAACGCAAUUAUUUAAUAUUCAAAGAAACAUCGAAUGCCUUCAGAAUUUCAUUGUAGUUGCACUGGGUGUUUUGCUUUGGUGUUGACUGUUCAAAAAUAUUGAGAUCAGAUAUUAUGCACUGUUGUUGGGUUUUGAGUUUUGUAUUUUUACUGGAUUUGAUAAUCGGUUCAGAUUCAGCCCAUCCAGAUUUUGUCAUUAAGGAUUGGAUGGACAGUUGUGAUUUGAAAAGAAUGAAGGCGGAAGGAGAAGUGCCAACGACGAAAAGAAUAAAAACAACUAGGAGACCAAUUCCAGGAGGGGUUGUAGAGACAGGGCCAGCUGGAUUUCGUAAAACCAAUAGAAACCCGAGGAUAGAUGUAUAUGCGAAAUUAGACCAACUAGUGAAGGAACUGAAACAAAAACUCACUGCAGAUGCGUAUGAACGAGGAGCUUCUCCAGAGUUUGGCGAGCCUGCUGUCGCACCAAGAGGAUUUGGAAAAGCAUGGUACGAUAUGUAUGAAGACUAUGAACAAUAUGACUGAAUUCGUGAAAUGUGUUAAUGUGAAGCAAGAGAAGAUCUGCCCAUACAGUAUUUCUUAAUAGAUUAAUUUAUUAAAUAUAGAAUGAAAUUAAA